Messenger RNA from Mytilus californianus (California mussel), 1162 nucleotides. RefSeq lists its product as uncharacterized. The record is from RefSeq and is a predicted model, not a curated record. Gene Ontology annotation, molecular function: protein binding. Bases 136 to 1086 code for a protein of 316 amino acids. The transcript has a single exon. NCBI's taxonomy places the organism in Eukaryota, Metazoa, Mollusca, Bivalvia, Mytilida, Mytilidae.
UUAUAUAUCAAAAUACUGAAAUAAUUGGGAUCUUAUCAACCUUAGUAGCGGAAAUACUUAUAAAACUACAUAAAAUAUACUUAUACAUACUCAAUAGAUGAAAGUAUAUGAUAAUUCAAGAAAAACUAAAACAAAAUGGCGAGAAUGUUAUAUCGUUGGUUUAUAUUAUACUUCGUGUUAUGGAAUUUGAAUCUGCAAAUGGGAUGGGGGAGCGAUACAACACCAAGUGUUUCUUUUUCUCACACCUUGGAUGAAAAUCUAAGGAAAGCCGUAGAGGAUGCCGCAGGAAAUAUCACGAAUGAACUGUUUCAGAGACUCAGUGAAAAGAUAGACGAACUUGGGGAUAAGACUAUUAAAGAUAUUGUUUUGAAAAAAAUAAUGAACAAAUAUACUGAAACCACUGAUAAAAUAAAACAACUUGGCUCGAAUUUAACUAGGACAUUUAGCCAAAAACUGAACGUUACAGAAUCGGAAAUAUUAUCUAAGGUUGAUACAGAAAUUAAUGAAAUCAGCAGUGAUAUUCGAGACAAAUACUUAGAUUUUGAAAAAGAAAUUAAUAACGUUAUAGAUUCAAAACAACAAAUGACAGUAGAACAUUUGAACAAUGCUACAGAAUCAAUGGUGAAAAAUCUAGACACACAACUGGACCAGUUAAUGUUCAAUGUUUCCAGUAACACAUUCGAAGGAUCGAGCAGGACAAUAGUGGCAUUCUCAGCUUUGCUCACACAAAAUGUAUUGAGUGAUGGAACGAAUUAUAUUGCAUUUGAUCACGUGGUGACAAAUAUCGGACAUGGAUAUAACAAAACUGGAGGAUUUUUUACCACUCCGAUGGAUGGUUUUUUCAUGUUUACGUCAGUAUUUCUUGUGGACGAUGGUUAUGUAAACGUUAAGCUUAUAAAGAACGGAAAUGAGGUAGCCCGGGGAUACGCUGCAAAAGAUGUCCGUGAAGGAGCAGGAUUCGUUAGUGUGAUUCUAAAUUUGAAGACUGGUGAUGAAGUAGGUAUCAAAAUGAUUCCCGGAUGGAUCACAGGGUGUAUCAGGGGAGACUACUAUUCAUCUUUUUCUGGAACAAGAGUUGGACAUUAGAAGUGCAACAUAUGUAUUGAACAUCAGUUAAAAAAUAAAAAAAACAAUAAUAUGUUACGUGUUGGAUAACAGCAUA